Messenger RNA from Cyphomyrmex costatus, 1137 nucleotides. RefSeq names its product neuropeptide Y receptor type 6. The transcript has 7 exons. Gene Ontology annotation, cellular component: membrane. Lineage: Eukaryota; Metazoa; Arthropoda; Insecta; Hymenoptera; Formicidae. The record is from RefSeq and is a predicted model, not a curated record. Gene Ontology annotation, biological process: G protein-coupled receptor signaling pathway. The coding region runs from base 1 to 1137 and encodes 378 amino acids. Gene Ontology annotation, molecular function: G protein-coupled receptor activity.
AUGAGACCCGUAUAUUCUAAUAUUACCGAGACGUUGAAUAUGAUUGUGCUAUGCAAACGAACGAGGUCCUUGAAAUACUCUGGCCAGUACAAUUACGGGCUGUGGACGGUCGAGCCGAGUAUCUUGAGCAUUAUCGGAUAUACCGUGGUAAUACCCGUAGUUUCCGCACUCGGAAUAAUUGGAAACUCCCUGAUCCUCGCGGUCCACUUGAAAGCGAAGACAUACUUGAAAGGGUCGGCAUACACGUAUUUAGCAGUGCUCGCGACUUCGGAUCUGAUCACCUGCGUCCUGCUCAUUUUCUCCAGUCUGGCGAGAGGUAUUUUUCGUUGCUACAAAGGUUGGUUGGAAUUCGACGCGUUCGUUCACUUUCCGAUCGGCUCCAUUACCUCAAACAUCACAGUCUGGGCUGCGUUAGGCGUGAGCGUCGACAGGUUGAUAAUAGUCUGCAGCAUGCCGCGAUGCAAAUCACCUAAAUUCUGCAGACAGGAGGUAGCGCGCAAACUGAUGAUCUCUGCCACCUUCUUCGCUAUUUUGAUCAACAUACCGUACUGCUUCAUGUACAGGUACAACGAGCGUGGGGAGUUGGUAACGACCAACUUUUUUCAUUCGCGGUGGUUCAAUCUUCAAAAUUGGCUUCAAUUCAUAAUAUUUGGCCUACUACCAGCUGUAUAUUUGCUCAUCGCAAAUCUCAUUAUGAUACGUUUCGUGAGGAGAGCCCUUAAACGGAGAGAGAUGUUGCUGAAGCGCAAAAACAUACGCGAAGGGAAUCGCCUGCGGGAUCAAGCCCGGCUGACGAUCAUGCUGGUCGGCAUCGUAUUUCUGUUCCUUGUGGGCGAGCUGCCAACUCAUUUGGCGUCGCGACGCAGCGCCGUGUCUCUGCUUUACGGCGGUGAUCCCUUCAAAGUUCGCGAGGAUUUCAUGGAGAGCUUCCGUAUGUGGGCGACUCUUCUCAACGCGCUAGCGAGCUCGAUGAAUUUCAUACUUUAUUGUGUGCUGAGUCCAUAUUUUUUCGUGCAUUUAAAGCGCAUGUUCGUUCCGGAACAUAUCGUGAAAAGGAGACACGAUAGAAGAAGACCGAUCGUUUACUUCAACCAACAACCAGAUGGCAAAGAGAAAUGUGAAAUAUUUGUAUUAUAG